ACCUUCACCGCCCGCGCGGGGGGGCCAUAAAAGGGCCCCGCGGCGGCGCGCGCCGCUCCCGCCUCCUGCCCCUGCGCUGCGGCGGACACGGCACGGGCGGCACUGCGGGACCGGCGGGGAGGGCCGGGCCGAUGGUGGGAGGCAGCCCCCGGCGGAGCCCGGCCGCCCGCCAUGCCCUGGAGCGUCCGGUGGGUCGGCGGCUGCGGCGCCCAGUCCCAGAAGCAGUGCAAGAAAUCCUCCUUCGCCUUCUACCAGGCGGUGAGGGACCUGCUGCCCGUCUGGUUCCUGGAGGACAUGCGGACCAUGGAGGUCUUCCACUGGGAGGACGGGGGCAAGGUGAGCGUGUACUCGCCCUCGGAGGCGCUGCUGUACGCGCUGGUGCACGACCACCAGCCCUACGCCCGGCACCUGCUGACUAAGUUCCCCCAGAGCGCCCUGGCCGUGCCCAGCCAAAGCUUCAGCUGCUGCCAGUCGGCCCCACACCUGGCCAUGGCCGUCCGCUACAACCGCGUCCGGAUCCUCUUCCGAAUCCUCAAGGCCAUCCAAGCCUUCCCGCCGGGCGACAGAGCCGGGCACCUGGACCGCCGAGGCUGCAGCCGCGUGGAGGGCGGCAAGACAGCCCUGCACAUGUCCUGCGAACUGGUGCGGCCCGAGUGCCUGCUCCUGCUGCUCGGGCACGGAGCAUCGCCCUCCCUGCGGGACAGCGCCGGGAACACCCCCGUCGACACCCUGCUGCAGCAGAUCUCCCACAUGCCGGCGGCUAACAUGCGUGCCAAGCUCCUCUGCCUCGACUGCCUCUUUCUCUUCGUGCCUCAGGACCUCCAGUUUGCGAUGAAACAGCAACUGUUGGACAACCGGCAGCAGUGGCAGGACCUCCUGGGGGAGAACAGGUUCCAGUGCCUGGUGGGCUUAGCUCCCCCAUCACUGUUUGUCGGAGCCAUGCGUGUCUUGAUCAGGACCAUUUCACCUGAGCAUUUCCCAGAGGCUCUGGACAAUCUGCCUCUGCCUCAUUUUCUAAAGCCUUUGGACUUGAAACUGGAGAGCUAGAGGGGCGGUAUGAGAGCCUCCCGCUCACCUGACAGAAAUAGACUUGUGCUAAAAGUGUAUCAGUAUACAAAGCUGCUAAUGCAGUGGCCAAGUAUCUGUUUUAAUGAGAACUGUAUUUUUAAAAGAAUUAUAUCUGGCACUUUACAGUAUAUUUUAUUUAAAGACCCUUGUGAUGAGGUGAGGGCCAUGCUGCAUUUUAUAAAGAUGUUCUAUAGCAUGUACAAAUGAGGGUAUGUGGAAGAACAUAUUUGUAAAUACAUCUGAAUAAACCAGUGGCAGGUGUGAUCAAAAUACAAAUCAAGCAACUGAAAACCCUGGAGUGGCAUGUGCCUUGGAAGAGCGUGUGCAGGGUGGGGGAGUAUCUUUUUGUUAGGAUUUCCCUGUUACAUAAGCCUCGCCGUCCUGGAACAGGAUGACUCCUUUUUUACAGCUCUCCUAAUACAUCUUGGCAGAGAUGCGGGUUUUUUUUAAAGGCACAGAUGAAAACUUCCUCAUCUUGUACACAAGACCAAAGAGAUGCCAGAUACUGUUACAACUUCCCUAAACAAGCCUACCAGAGAUGUGCAUGUGAACAAAAUAUAUUUUAAAAUAUGCAUAAAUAA
Messenger RNA from Pipra filicauda (Wire-tailed manakin), 1649 nucleotides. It is a transcript of the gene ANKRD9, whose product is annotated as ankyrin repeat domain 9. The record is from RefSeq and is a predicted model, not a curated record. NCBI's taxonomy places the organism in Eukaryota, Metazoa, Chordata, Aves, Passeriformes, Pipridae. The coding region runs from base 172 to 1047 and encodes 291 amino acids. Gene Ontology annotation, molecular function: protein binding. The transcript has 2 exons.